GGCUGCAGCCCCGGCUCCGCUCCGCUCCCCUCCCCGCCGAACCGGCUCCCGGCUGGCAGCGGCCCAGCAUGAGCCGCGGCAUCUCGCAGCCCCCCGGCCGCCCCCGCCCCGCCCCUUCCCGGCCGGCGGAGCAGUAGAGCCCCGCGGAGGGGGCGCGGAGCCCCGCGGAGGGGGCGCGGAGCAGGGCGCGGCACGGGUGGGGCAAGGGGCGAAGGGCGGGGGGUGCGCUCGCAGCCGGGGUUGAUGUUUAACUUGGAGCGCCCGUUCACGGAGAGGGGCCACUUCUUCUCCUCCAUGGAGUACCAGCGGCAGCUGGAGGAGGAGGAGGGCUUCCCCCCUCCCGGCACCAACGGGACCUUCAACGACAGCGGGGCCGGGCCGGGCUGGGGCAUGCCGUACCCGCUGCACACCACCGUCACCCUCAUCAGCCUCGUGGGCUUGCUCAUGCUCUUCACUGUCUUCGGCAACGUCCUGGUCAUUAUCGCCGUCUUCACCAGCAGGGCGCUUAAGGCUCCCCAGAACCUCUUCCUGGUCUCAUUAGCCUCGGCCGACAUCCUGGUGGCCACGCUGGUCAUCCCCUUCUCCCUUGCAAAUGAAGUGAUGGGGUACUGGUACUUCGGCAAAGUCUGGUGCGAGAUCUACCUGGCCUUGGAUGUGCUGUUCUGUACCUCCUCCAUCGUGCACUUGUGUGCCAUCAGCCUGGACCGUUACUGGUCCAUCACGCAAGCCAUUGAGUACAACCUGAAGCGUACCCCGCGCCGCAUCAAGUGCAUCAUCUUCAUCGUCUGGGUCAUCUCAGCUGUCAUCUCCUUCCCACCUCUCAUCUCCAUCGAGAAGAAGAGUGGGCAGCAGGCUGACCAGGGUGUGGCAGGGUGCAAGAUCAACGAUGAGAAGUGGUACAUCAUCUCUUCUAGCAUCGGCUCCUUCUUUGCCCCCUGCCUCAUCAUGAUCCUGGUCUACGUGCGCAUCUACCAGAUAGCCAAGAGGCGAACCAGGGUGCCACCGAACAAGCGGGCAGAGCGCCCUGAGAAGAAGCAGAAUGGCUUGACUGACAAGGAGGACCUGCCGGCCACAGCCCAGCUCAAUGGGGAGAAGGCGGGAGGAGGUGGCGGUGAGCAGGAGGGAGAGGUCAACGGCAUAGACAUGGAAGAGACCUCUUCUUCUGAGCACCAGGAGAACAACCAGUGUAAGAAGUCAGAGAGACCAUCAAGGGGAAAGACCAAGACUAAGCUGAGCCAAAUUAAGCCUGGGGACAGUUUGCCCAGGAAGGUGGAGGAGGAGAGGAACACCAAAGGGUCCCGGUGGAAGGGCAGGCAGAACCGGGAGAAGCGUUUCACCUUUGUGCUGGCAGUGGUGAUCGGGGUCUUUGUCAUUUGCUGGUUCCCCUUCUUCUUCACCUAUACACUGAUGGCCGUCUGCAAAAGCUGCUCUGUGCCUGACACCCUCUUCAAGUUCUUCUUCUGGUUCGGUUACUGCAAUAGCUCCUUGAACCCCGUUAUCUAUACCAUUUUCAACCACGACUUCAGACGGGCCUUCAAAAGGAUCCUCUGCAGAAUAGAGAGGAAAAGGAUUGUUUGAAGGACCCUUUGCUAUGGGCAGGACUAACUCAAGACUUUGUGAGCAAGUAAGGCAUAGCUCACUUGGGCUGUACUUGCAUAGGAUGGUUUUCUUCAGCUCCUGAGCAGGAAGCUUUUAAAGUCCAAGGUGAGCCUGUGGAAACGCCGGGCAGCAGCAGGAAGGAGCAGCAGGCAAGUGGAAGUCUGAGCCCCGUGGCAUUUGGCUUUCCAGGGGAGGAUGGCCUUUGACUUGCUUGGUUUGUUUUGCUAGUUGGUGGUUGGUUUGUUUGGGUUUUUUUUUCUCUUGCCGGAAUCUCUCGGUGGAUAUUUUCAUGACUGCUCGGUUUGACUCUUUAAAAGACAAGCAGCAUGCAGUCCCGUGAGAUGAACAACAAAACGAGGGAGUGUGCCACCCCAGAGGUGCUGGCUUUUUUCUCUUCUUGCAUCUUUUUUCCCCUCCUGUGGUAUAUGUAAUUAAUUUUAUCCCCCUUGUAAAAUACAGUAUUGUAUCCUUGAAUUUGAAUGUCUUAAUUUUUGUAAGGCAAGCAGCUUUGAAACUGUGAAUGCUUUAAUUAUAUUUGACACCUUAAAAAGUCCCUCUCUUCCCACUCCCUGAGAACCCCCUCACCCAAACCCACCAAACAACCAGAGCCGUUCUCCCUACUUGACAGUUUUGAUAACGUUACCAAAAUUUGCCAUGUCUUGGCAUUUCCUUUUUAUGGCCAUGAAGCUUAAGAUCACAGACCUCACCAGACUGGCUGUUUCAGUCAUUAUUUGGUUUACGUUGUACCUGAUUCUGUUUAAUUUCUGUGUUGCCUGUGGUGUAAUACAGCUGAGACAGUGUCUGCCCUCUCGUUACUCACUGGAGCAGAGGCUGGCAGAGCGGUGGCUUCUCUGUGCAGGUGGGGACAUCCCGGGCAAUGGAGGGAUGGGCUGUUUCCUGUGCAACGUGAGGCUUGGGACCCAGCCAGGCUCCCCACCAGCUCAUCUCAGUUGGUAUUAUACCACACUGCAGCACCGAAAUGUGUUUUGAUGCUGACUUGCGUCUUCCCCCACCUCCAAUGGCAAACGGAUAACAUUUCACAGCAAACAGCAGAGCUACAUGUAUCACGUUAUUCCGUUUGGAUUGAUUUGUGAUGGUUUAACUCCUGCAGGAUUUCCUGCAGGGGAGAAGGGGGCUUGUGUGCAGCGGCUGUUCCAUCUUUCUGAAUUAAGGGAGAAGAGUUCAGUUUUUAAUCUGCCAGUCUCAUCUUUCCUAGGAAAUACAAAAGCAUCCCUCUUUCAGUCUUAUACAGGGCAAAACUCUGAAAUAAGAAACUUAACUGACAGUUUCUCCAGUAUUUUAUAGUGUAAUUAAGCUUUUCUUUUUCUAAAGAAAUAUGUAAAUAUUGUGAGAUUGGAGCAGGAGAGCAAGUUCAUACUUUUACACUCCUUUCUUGAAAUGUCUUUUAGCUCUUUCUGCUAAAAAAAAAAAACAUGCACAGAACAAACCUGACAUCCUUGUGCCAUGAAGAAAUUUCUAGAGAACAUUAAAAGGGAAAAAACUUUUGAUUCAUCACAGUAAAUGCAUCUGCAAGCCUUUUAAUGUUAUGAAAACAGCUUUAUCAAAUACUGACAAGUCAUAGAAAUCGUUUGGAGAAAGCAAAGCUUGUAUGUCUGGUGUAUAAGAUGCACUUGCCUUCUCUGGAGUCACACAGUGCACAGGAAGAGCCUUUUAAAAGAAAAUACCUUUAUACUUUGGGGAAGUGUUUUGUUGGUUUUGCUCUCUCUUUUGACUUUGUAAUUAACUCCAAGGGUCCCCGGAUGCAGAUCCUGGGAUCUGGAGAGCAAUGUUUACAUUCACUUGCGUUUUCAGAAUUGAAUCCUCAAGAGGUGAGGAAAGCAAAUAAACUGUGCUUUAAUGUAAAAAGACACAAAACAAAACCACAAGCAGAAGUUGCUAUAAUGGAUGAUUAUUUUUAAUAAAUAAA
Molecule: messenger RNA, 3526 nt
Organism: Colius striatus (speckled mousebird)
Lineage: Eukaryota; Metazoa; Chordata; Aves; Coliiformes; Coliidae
Gene: ADRA2A
Product: adrenoceptor alpha 2A
Exons: 1
Coding region: 244-1578 (444 amino acids)
Biological process (GO): adenylate cyclase-activating adrenergic receptor signaling pathway
Cellular component (GO): membrane
Molecular function (GO): adrenergic receptor activity
Source: RefSeq, a predicted model, not a curated record